This is a messenger RNA of Amborella trichopoda, 1569 nucleotides long. Its product is annotated as monooxygenase 1. Gene Ontology annotation, molecular function: FAD binding. The record is from RefSeq and is a predicted model, not a curated record. NCBI's taxonomy places the organism in Eukaryota, Viridiplantae, Streptophyta, Magnoliopsida, Amborellales, Amborellaceae.
UAGUUGCAAGAUGUAAAAUCAGACAGCUGAGAGGUAUCGUUGUUGUAAAUCUUUCUUCUUUUUUUUUCUUUUUUUUCCUUCAGAUAAUGUGCCAAGAGAGAGACACCAAUGAAAGGGAAAGGGUAGGUUAGAGAGAGAUCAAUGAAAGGGAAAGGGUCGGUUAGAGAGAGAAGAUGAGUUGGAUGGAGGAGGAAAUAGUGAUUGUGGGAGGAGGAAUCAUAGGCCUCGCCACCGCCCUCGGCCUUCACCGGCAUGGAGUGAAGAGCCUGGUUUUAGAGAGAGGAGAGUUGUUGAGGUCAGAAGGGGCAGCACUGGCAAUGUGGACCAACGGUUGGCGUGCCCUUGAUGCUCUUGGUGUUGGUGACACACUUCGACUCAAAUCAAUACCGAUACAGACAUUGACAGACGUUUGGUUUGAAGAAGGUCGACAACGAUCAAUGCCUAGUGGGAGAGAUGAGGUACGUUGUCUGAAAAGGAGUGACCUCAUGGAAACCCUAGGAGAAUCAUUGCCACCUGAAACCAUCCGUUUCAAUUGCAAAGUUGUUGGGGUUACAAUCUCUCCAUUUUCUCAUUCAGCUGUUCAUCUUGAGAAUGGGACCACAAUCUCAGCUAAGGUUGUACUAGGCUGUGAUGGAGUUAACUCAGCCGUUGCAAAGUCAUUAGGAUUGAGAACUCCAAACUUUGAUUCCUUUGCUGGUAUAAGGGGAUUCACAAGUUACUCAGGCAAGGGGCAUUGCAUUGGGAAUCAAAUAAUCCGUCUUAAGAAUGAUGGUAUCGUUGUUGGAAGGCUGCCAGUCGACCAUAACUUGGUACAUUGGUUCAUAAGCAGGGCAUGGGUUCCUCAAGAUUGCGAGAUUUCAAAGGAGCCCAAACUCAUCAAGGAGGCAGCACUCGGAGCCAUUUCCAAAUUUCCAGACGAGAUAACCGAAAUGGUUAAAAGUUGUGACCAAAGUUGUUUGAGCCUCACACAAUAUCGGCCUCGGCCCCCAUGGGAACUCUUGGUAAGGACAUUGCACAAACACUCAGUAACCUUAGCUGGAGACGCAAUGCAUGCUAUGGGACCAUACACUGGUCAAGGAUGUGCGGUAGGGCUCGAAGACUCUGUCGUGCUAGGACGGUGCCUAGGGUUAGCCAUGCGUGGGUGCCACGAGGAGAGCGAGGAUCAAACUAGGGUUAGGAUCAGCAUGGCUCUAGAGAGAUAUGUAAAGGAAAGGAAGAUGAGAGUUAUAAGGAUGGCUAGCCAGACCUAUUUAGUGGGCUUGCUAGCAAAGCCCUCCUUUCCUCCAUUGAAGCUGGUUGUACUUGUUGUUUUGUUGCUUUUCUUUGGGGGUUUGCAAGGGGGCACUCAGUAUGAUUGUGGUACUCUACUCAGCCCAAAAAGUUAAUCGUGGCAAUCUCUUGGCAUCAUCUCAGAGGUUUUAGGUUCAAUCGUGUUUUGUAUCUUUUAUUUUUCUUUUGGAUGAGCUUGGGUGUGGCAUAAGACUUGUUUUAGACUUGCUUCAUGUACAAGAAAAGAAAGAAGAAUGGGAAUUGGAAUUCAAAUGAUGAGCUGAGAAUGUCAAAUACAAU